AAUUGCUAAUUUUUGGUUGAUUUUUUCUGUUGCCUUUGAUUUUUUUCUUCUUCUGUGAAACACUUGCAUCAUAGAACUGCAUCGUUGAAGCAGAUGAACUUGGUGUAAAUAGACUCUAUUUAAUAGAGUAUAAGUUAGCAAGCUUUUAUCGACAUGUAGUCUGGUCACACUUUAUUUUGGUCUCUCUUUGAUUUUCUUGUUUGAAGAGUGGCCCAGUUAAAUUUAAGUGAAAUUUGGUGAUCUGGAUUUUGUCUUUGUCAGAUGCUUUAGAAUUUGUAAUUUAUAACUGUCAAAUUUAUUAUUCGAACAGACCUAUGUAUGUACAUACAUAACGUUUAGAAAUCAUUUAUGUAUUGAUAAAUUUGGCUGGUAAUUCAGCCAAUCACCGCUAUGGCAUCGCCACGCCAGACGCGUGCUCAACAAAAAACCUCAUUAAUUGCGGUAUCUGAUAAAAUGCUACCGCCAAAUGUAUUGAAAAUAAUACCAAUGGUAGAGGGAUUAAAGCGUAACAAUCAACUGGAAACUUCCACCUCCGAAAGGCGACUAACUCGCAAACGAAAGUCGGAAACCGAGCAACCGCAGCACUUGCUGAGGAAACGACCAAGAUUUGCAAAGGAGUCAACUAAAGAGGCGACCGCAAAGGGCAAAGAUACGAGCGAACAACACGAGAAUAAGCAGCCGUCAAAUGCUGCCAAACUCAAGGACGGCAGGGAUCAACAGCCACAGAGUAAAACUAGAUCCCGCAAUGAGUUGACUGCAUCCACAUCGAAGGAGGUGCUCAAGCCACGCAUGACAAGCAAGAGUAGCCAUAAAACAGCUGCAGCUAACAAAUUCCGCAAGGAUCCCACUUGUAUUGAUAAGCUAACCACAGCUGCAACUAGUUAUAACAUUGAUAAUAGCCAUUUUUUUGAUUUGAAGGCAAUGAAGCGCACAACAAAGGAGCUGAUGACGUUGAAUGCCGCAAUGGCUGUGACACCAGUAGAGGCAGCUAAAGUCGGCUACACGCACGAGCAGCUCAAGCAGUUUCUACUCAAUUCUAAGAUCGCCGACAUUUUUUCCAAUGCGCUGCAGCCACAGUCUACCAGCCAGCUGCUACUUAGUCUCAUUAGCAGCUUGUAUGCUUUGGAGACAGUGCAGCAGGAUGAGCUGAUUGACCUAUAUCAUCUAGGAAUUAUGAUGCAGCACUACGAGCAGCUGGAUACGCAUUGCAUGGGCUAUCGUUGUCAACUCUUGGAGGCCGUAUGUGAACUGGCAUUUGAGCUUAGACCUCAAGACGCCGUUAUCAUUGGUAAAAAUCUGUAUGAUCGUCUAGUAUGGGGCACAGGAAAAGCACGCAUGGAGCGUGUCAUUGAUAUGCACAGCUCGCUUGUGCUGCUCAUCAAAAAUGGCGACGAGAUCAAUCAUCGCAUUGCCAUGACAAUACUGCUAACUACAUUCUCAAAGGUCUCCGGAACACAAAUUCACGCGUUUGAGAUUGAUGUGAUCAUGCAAGCUUUUGAAAUGGCAAAGUCGGUCGAUUGGGAACAGUUGGCGAGAUCAGGAUGUGAAGCAGAUCUGUUUGUUUUAGUUCACAGUUUUGGCUUGAUUCUCAACACAAUGGAGAAUCGUCGUCCACAUUCCGAUUGGGAUACGCAACUGGGCAGCGAAAUUCACAAGUACUUCAUGACAGUAUUGCGCUCCUUGCGCGUGUCCAGAAACUACAAUUUCUUUGCAAUGAUGGUUGAACGUUAUAUUGCUUUUUGUGUUGUUCGUGGUGCUACAGCGCGCGCACACAUAACGGAAAUGCUUUCAGAUUAAUCUAACGCUUUUAGUAUACAAUACGUAAAUUCCAAUUCUAUUAGUUACUUAAUUUUUAAUUUUAAUGUUAUGUGAACAAACAAUUAAUUUCAUGAAAUGCUUUCAGAUUAAUCUAACGCUUCCAGUAUACAA
This is a messenger RNA of Drosophila nasuta, 1929 nucleotides long. RefSeq lists its product as uncharacterized. Lineage: Eukaryota; Metazoa; Arthropoda; Insecta; Diptera; Drosophilidae. The coding region runs from base 391 to 1797 and encodes 468 amino acids. The record is from RefSeq and is a predicted model, not a curated record. The transcript is spliced from 2 exons.